AAUAAUAAUAAUCCGGAAGUAUUGUGAAGAAAGCUGGAGGUGGGAAAAUAGUUCCUUGCACUUUCCAAAGAGGAGAGAGAAAGUUUGCUUCUGGAAACUUGGCACUGAUAUGCUACUGUUAAGAUCCCAGGAACGGGAACCAAGAUGGUGGCUCCCAUGGAUCUGGAGUUAAAGAAGGCCUUCACAGAGUUUCAAGCCAAAGUAAUUAACACUCAACAGAAGGUGAAGCUUGCAGACAUACAGGUUGAACAGCUAAACAGAACGAAAAAGCAUGCACAUCUUACAGAUACAGAGAUUAUGACUUUGGUAGAUGAGACUAACGUGUAUGAAGGUGUAGGAAGAAUGUUUAUUCUUCAGUCCAAGGAGGUAAUUCACAGUCAGCUGUUAGAGAAACAGAAAAUAGCAGAGGAAAAAAUUAAAGAAUUAGAGCAGAAGAAAUCCUACCUAGAGCAGAGUGUGAAGGAAGCUGAGGACAACAUCCGGGAGAUGCUGAUGGCACGAAGGGCACAGUAGGAAAUCUCUAGCAGAAGCUUCCUGCCCCUUCCCAUUCCUGGCAAGGGCAGAGGGGCCCAUGUGGGGAAACAGCCUCUCUUCUACCCUGACGGACUUUUUAUUUGGAUGAUCUGGUAACCCUAUAUUUUCUUCUUCACCCUGAUCCCCUUUCAGAUCCCAGCUCUGUAUUUUUUAUCCUGGCUCUGUCUGCCACCCCUACCCAGAACAUUCUUCUCCCCUAGGGGUGAAUCACUAACUCCCAGGAGAGGGAAGAUGGGAGCCAGGACAGACAGGGGAGCUCUGCCCAAGCCUAUUACUCUGUACCUUGCUUAGACCAAUAAAAGGCAUCUGUCCCCCCCGCCCCCAAAAAAAGAUCCCAGAAGUGAUCACUUAUGCAUAUUUAGAAAGUAACCUUCACUAGGUACCAGCUUGGGUUUAUGAAAAGGAAUCAAACUAACAGCAACUAUAUCCUAAAAAAAAAAAAAAAGUUUAUACCAGUGGACCAGGAGACUGUGUGAUACCUAAUUCAUCUUGAUGUAGCUGCAUAUCUGAGUCAAGUUUUCAGAUCCUUGUGGACCAGGUAAAGAAAUGUAGUGUGAAAUAUGGUGCAGUUAGAUGAAAUUGAUGGGUAGAGUGAUAGCAGCCUCUCAAGGAUUACACAUAGCUUUCAGGCGCUGUAUUUGACCUUCUCAUAUUUGUCCAUAUAAACAGUGGAUACAGAGAUAGAAAUCAUACUAAUUUCAGUCUUCCACAUAAAAAAUCAGGAGGAACGGUUGUAUACACCAAUUGACAAAAUCCUCAAAGAGAGCAGAUCCUGCUGGAACAUGUACCCAAGCCAAAAAUGUAAAAUGCGAUAGGUGUAAACACGGUGCUUUAUGUGGCAUUCAGCUGCAGAAACACAGAAUGAAAAUGAAAAACAUUAGAAUGAAUGAAAUGAAAAACAUUAGACUUAAUGCUAAUCAGGCGAGAAAAGUUGUAGGGGUUUGUGAUCUAGCAGUAUGAUAUGGUUGCAGAAAAAUAUAUCCAGUGCCAGUGUAAUUUUAAAUUGCUUUUGUAAAGGAUUCUUAUCCAGAGUAAGGGUUGUCAUAGUGCACCUUUAUGGUAGCAAGUCCACAUCUGGAUUAUAGCAGGCUUUUCGGGGAACGACAUCGACAGAAAGGAGCAUAUUCAGAGAAGGGUGAUCAGGAAGCGUAAUUUAUAAAUUUCUUUGAUGCUUUCAUUCUUCAUCUCGGUGUGUGUAAUGAACUGUAGGAAUACAUUCUACCGUAGCAUGUUCUCAAGGAGCUUACUUCGUGUCAUUUCAUUCAAAGUGCAUGGAUCCUGAAUACCGGGGUAAAAUCCACUCCCCCCAGUCUGUUGACUUGAGCGAUUUGGUUUAACAGUGGUAAUUCUCCUUUCAUUGAAAAUGUAUAUUGGUUUCUGAAUGCUAAGUUAAAUUUUAUAUUCCACAUUACUAAUUUAUUCAGCCAUUGGGUGUCAGCACUGUUUCAU
Molecule: messenger RNA, 1983 nt
Organism: Mustela erminea (ermine)
Lineage: Eukaryota; Metazoa; Chordata; Mammalia; Carnivora; Mustelidae
Product: prefoldin subunit 1-like
Exons: 1
Coding region: 145-513 (122 amino acids)
Biological process (GO): protein folding
Cellular component (GO): prefoldin complex; cytoplasm
Molecular function (GO): protein folding chaperone
Source: RefSeq, a predicted model, not a curated record